AUGGCUGUGGAGAAUGGUGUUAAUCUUUUUGACAUUGCUGAUUCUUAUGGGACUGGAAGGUUUAAUGGCCAGCGCGAGAAACUCCUUGGGAAGUUCAUUCGAGAUUUUCGAGAGAAAAAAGGGAGCAGAAGUGAAAUUGUGAUUGCUACAAAAUUUGCUGCUUAUCCAUGGCGCCUUACACCAGGGCAGUUUGUGAAUGCUUGCAGGGCAUCACUAGAUAGGCUGCAGAUUGAGCAAAUUGGGAUAGGACAACUACAUUGGUCAACUGCAAAUUAUGCUCCUUUCCAGGAAUUAGCACUUUGGGAUGGUUUUUUGGCAAUGUAUGACAAGGAUUUAGUUCAAGCUGCUGGAGUUAGUAGUUAUGGACCGAAGUAG
Messenger RNA from Lathyrus sativus (Indian pea), 375 nucleotides. Lineage: Eukaryota; Viridiplantae; Streptophyta; Magnoliopsida; Fabales; Fabaceae. The record is from the annotation of a GenBank genome assembly.